Molecule: messenger RNA, 885 nt
Organism: Lobosporangium transversale
Lineage: Eukaryota; Fungi; Mortierellomycota; Mortierellomycetes; Mortierellales; Mortierellaceae
Exons: 1
Coding region: 1-885 (294 amino acids)
Source: RefSeq, a predicted model, not a curated record
AUGGCAGACCAUGAUAUGAACGAUAGCGAUCGCAUUUUAGCGAGCAUCAACAAUGGUAAUGGAGCAACAGGCGUAUUGGCGACAGUAGUCAACCUUCCAGGGAAUGGAGGAGGAAGAUCUGUCAAGACACAACAUUCAGGCAUGACGUCAGAUGAUAUUCUAAGUACGCUCACCCAAACAACACAAAACCAGGCUCUUUCACGUCCCCCACCGCCAUCAUCUCAACAACAACAACAACCACAACAGCCACAACCACAGCCAUUGCAUCACCACCAUGUCCAUCACCCCAUAUCUGUACAUGACCAAGGGUCAUCUCAACAUUUGACAGCCACAGCUGCCAACGGGGUUAGCAAUGGGAAUGCUGUCGCUGCAUCUUCUCGAGGUAUAGAGACUAAUUCUCUGAAUGGAAAUACGAGCGUUCAGGUCCCUACAGGGACUUUUGGACUUAGCCUGGGUCAUUUAUCAGGUAUUUCAGGACCCGCUAGUCAAUUACUACAGCAUCAACCCCAAACUCAACAGCAAACACAGCAACAGCAACAGCAUCAAUUCUUGAUCCUUCAACAACAGCAGCAUGAGGAACAUCAGCGGCAAUUGAAAGAAUUGCACGAUCAAGAGCAAGGACAUAUACAACAUCAUCAGCAGCAACAGCAAACUGUGAUCCAGUCGAACAUAGAGGAUGCUCCGCUUCAAGAUAUUAUUGUUCCAAAUAGAGAGCAGGAGUUUGAUUCAUUGGAAGCUGCGCAGCAGGCUGCAGAACGUUAUGCGCGGAGCGCCAAUACCGUUGUUAUUGUGAAACGCACAACCAAAGACAAGAAUGGUGUCGUCGUACAGGCAAGUUCUAGUUACUGCUCAAUUAACGGAACAAGAUUCCCUUUUUUCUUAUAA